AUUUUGGAGGCGACGCCGCAGCAUCGCUCAUUUGUUUCAGUUCGUCGCACAUAAUGGCACAUCGUAUAAUAUCGCAAGUCGUCUUCACAGGCGCAAGGGUCUUCGGGCGAGCGUUCGCGGAGGCAUACAAGCAGGCUGCGGCAUCACAAAAAUACGCCGCGGCGAAUAACUCCCAGACAUCGGCGAACACGCUCUCCUCUUCCGGACUGACUCUUGACGAGGCAUGCCGAAUACUCAACGUCUCUCCCCCUAAAGGCGGGCAACAGAAUCUCGACAGAGUGCAUGAACAGUUCAAGCGGUUAUUCGACAUGAACGACCCGAAGAAAGGAGGUAGCUUUUACCUGCAGAGCAAAGUGCUGAGGGCACGAGAACGAAUAGAGCUGGAGGCACAGCGGCUGAGAUUCCAAGAGGCACAGCAGCAGCAGACACAGUCGCAGAACCAGGCGCCACCGAGCUGAAACCUGGAGUUGUCCUCAGGGUCUGGUUGAAUGUAUGAAUAUACUGGGAUUUUGGCAUAGCGUGGAGUUGGUUGCAUCUGAGCGAGCAUCUUCGGCGUUUGAUUGUGGAGCGUAGAAGGCUGGGCUGCAGCAUCCUCUCCCCGCUCCGGUCGCGCCAUGCUGACUGUUCAUGGCACGCUCGUUGAGCACAGAAGGAUUCGGCCACUAUUGCAGCAAGCUACGGAAGGUGCAAGCGGAGCUUGGCCCUAUGCGCGUAACACUGUACACUAACAAUGCUGCAAGUCUCGGACACUUUACAACAUGGAGCCGUUCUAGGUACUGUCGAGAUUGACUUAGCUUGGGC
Messenger RNA from Baudoinia panamericana UAMH 10762, 801 nucleotides. RefSeq lists its product as uncharacterized. NCBI's taxonomy places the organism in Eukaryota, Fungi, Ascomycota, Dothideomycetes, Mycosphaerellales, Teratosphaeriaceae. Gene Ontology annotation, cellular component: TIM23 mitochondrial import inner membrane translocase complex. The record is from RefSeq and is a predicted model, not a curated record. Bases 54 to 458 code for a protein of 134 amino acids. The transcript has 4 exons. Gene Ontology annotation, biological process: protein import into mitochondrial matrix.